AUGAUUUGGUCACCUACAAGCAACAAGCACGGUGUUGCGAUACACAACUGGCACGGAGACGUGACUCACGGGCUCGCCCUAGAUGUGGGCGACUGUGUGGAAAUACUCGAGGAGACCACGUACUGGUUCCGAGGCACCUGUCCGCGAAAGCCUCGCAAAGUGGGCCUCUUCCCGAAGUCCUACAUCCAUCUGAAGGACCUUUCGAAGGUGGACCAAGUGGUAGCAGAAUGUACACUGGUGCUACGAGAAUGGUCCGAAAUUUGGAAGCGAUUGUUUGUGGAACGGGAGGAAUACAAAUUCACAUCGCUGCGCAAGGUAAUGCUGGCGUUGCUGGAAAGCCGACGGGAGCUGCUCAGCGCAACCCUCACCCAGGACCAGACGUACGAGCUGCAAAUGAAAGUGAUUUCGAAAAUCGAUUGGGGAAAUCGAAAACUGGGCCUCGAUCUAGUGCCACGCCUUGGAACCCUGGCCGUUGAUCCUCAAAAAAUCGGCAUCGUCUCGCUACAUCAGGUGCACGUCAACAGUGCAGAAAAUGCCAAAGCAGCAUCGAACCGUGGCACCCUGCGGCGGAAGGCGGGCAAAAAGAUUCACACGCACCAUCUGUACUUUUGCAUGCGCGACUUUGGCCACCGGAUCGGGGACGAUGCGGAGAUCUACCUUUACCUGUACGACGGCAACACGAACCGGAUGCGGGCACUGUCGGAGCGCUUUCUGGUGCGCAUCGCGCGCGAUGGCUUCUCGACGUACGUCGAGGCGAGCCACAACUGCACCAUCUUCACUGACCUGGGCACAUCGGAUCUGAACCAGGAUCUCUACCUGAUCGCGAACGUGAUGCGUGUCGGUAAGAUGCUGCACUCGGAGUCGGUGAAAAAGGGCGACAAACUGACGGCGAUGGCGCACGCGUACCGGCGGCCGUACGGUGUUGGAGUGUUGCCGCUGAACGAUAUCGUCCAGUUCGAUUACAGCGUCGAGUCGGAGGAGAAGGAAUUUAGCUUCAAGAUCUUUCAGUGUGAGGAGAAGGACUACCAUCAGCUGCACGAGUUGAUCAUCAAGAAGGCGAGUGGAAAGUUUCAACCGAUCAACGCCAGCCCCCAGGGCCAGUACGGGUUGGUGGUAUCGAUGAAGCUGCUCCACGGUGAGCUGGGCCAGGCGAAGCUAGAGCAACCGAUGCUCUUCCAGGGAACGGCCAUUACCAAGAAAAUAGGCUUCCCAGACGUGAUCAUGCCGGGGGACGUGCGGAACGAUCUGUUCCUUACGCUUGAGCGGGGCGAGUUCGAACGCGUCGGUAUUAGCACGGCCAAGAAUAUCGAAGUAACUGCGCUGGUGCUGGACGAAAAUGGGCGCGUGGUCCAGGAGUGCAUAGCGAUCGCCUCCGGAAGUCCGCUGCAGGCGCACUACAGAUCGAUGGUGCUGUACCACAACAAUUCACCCGCGUGGAACGAAACCGUCCGGAUGUUCGUGCCGAUCGAUAAGUUCAGCAAAGCACACGUCCGGUUCGAGUUUCGCAGUUGCUCGACGCGAGACAAAUCGGAUCCGAAGCUGUUCGGGUUUAGCUUUGCGCGGCUCAUGGAACCGGGCGGUGCAACGAUCGCGGACGGAGCCCACGAGCUGUACGUGUACAAGUGUGAGGACAUUCUGAAGGUGCAACCGAAUGUCUAUCUACGCCUGCCGUGCUCGGCCACCGAUCGACAGUCGCUGGGUGAUUCGCCUUCACCCUACCAUCGCAGCUCGAAGGAAGCCUUCUACGUCCGAACGAUCCUUUGCUCCACGAAGCUGACGCAAAACGGGGAUCUUUUGUCGUUGCUCCAGUGGCGCAAUCGGCCGGAAGGCAUUCAGGACUCGCUACAGAGGGUACUGCGCCUGCACAACGAGGAAUUGAUCAAAUUCCUGCAGGACGUACUGGACGCACUGUUUGCACUGUUCUCUACGGACGACGGCAACAGUACACCUCAUUCCGGGCUCGUGUUCCACGUACUAGUCAACAUCUUCAGCUUGAUGCAGAGCAGCAAGUUCCAGCACUUCAAACCGGUCAUGGAUGCGUACAUUCGGGAUCACUUUGCGGCGCCACUCGUUUACCAGGGGCUGCUAUCGUCGGUGCAACAUUUGGCCGAUUGGCUGACUACCACCGACAACCUCGAACCGAUCGUACAGUGUUUCUGCUCGCUAGAGUUCAUCUUCAAGUUGAUCAUACAGUCGCGCAAAUUGUUUGCACACGCGUCCGGCGGUCAGUACGAGGACAAGUUUAAGAAUGAUCUGUUUUCGGUGUUUACCUCGCUGAACGGCAUGCUAACGGUGCCAAGCACGGUGCAGAUUCUGGCCACCCAGGAAGCACUGCUCAGCAAUGCAGGGGUGGUGUUCGAACAGCUUCGCACGAUCAUCACACGGCCGGAGUUGGAGACUCUCGUGAGAGCGAUGCUGGAUGCAGUCCCGAAGGAUGCCCAGCCGCCGUUGGUACAGGCGAAGCUGAAAUCGAUCAAGGAUAUGGUGUCGGGCCAGCUGUUUCAGGACGACGAAUUGCGCUCGGUCAUCUUGGGCAUCGCGUGCAAGCAUCUGCGCAUACACCUGGCAAGGCGCGACGAGCUACGGCUGUGUACGGAUAUUCUCGCCGAGGUGCUGAUCAAACUGUACGAAGCGAGAGCCAAAGCGGGUGAAAAGCCAUCAAAUGCCAUCCACCACGAUCUGGACACACUGUUCGGGGCCAUCUUUCCGAUACUGCUGCAAACGAUCAAUGUGCUGAGCAACGGGGGCAACGAGAAUCUGGUGUGUUCACUGUUUGCGGUGAAACUGGGACUGCUGCAGCUGCUGGACGAAUCGCACUAUCAGCGCAUGUGGGACAGGCAAAGUGGUGCCAGCCCGGGAGGAUCAAACACUGGCAGCUGCACGUCGGGUGGUGGGAAGGAACUGCGCGAUUUCAUCCAACAAUGCCUGGCGAUCUUCAAGGACAUGCUCGAGCAGGACUGGAUAAUCUUCUCCAAAGACUGGCUGGUCAUGAAGAUGGCGGCCAACGAUGUGGUGCGGCGCACCCUCGAGGAGCUAGCGAAGCCGCUCGUGUACCGCUUCCUGGGACCACAGUCAUUCGAUUCGCAGCUCUGGUGGUCGUACUUCAGUGUUGCCGUCAUCUUCCUCACGCAACCAUCGCUGCAGAUCGAGCAGUACCACGAAACAAGGCGGCGCAAGAUACUCAGCACGCACGGUGACAUGCGCGUCAUGAUGGGCUUUCAGAUUCUGAGCAUGUGGGCCCAGUUGGGUGAACAUAAGCUACACUUCAUACCGUCGAUGGUGGGGCCGUUUCUAGAGGUUACCCUUGUGCCUGAGCCGGCACUCCGCAAGGCAACCUUUACCGUAUUCUACGACAUGAUGCAGUGUGAACAGGUUUCUCGCGGAUCGUUCCGGCUGGUAGAAAGUGAGCUGAUCGACAAAUUGGACCUGCUGAUUAGUGAAAACAAGGGUGACGAUGAGUACCGGGAGCUGUUCAGCACCAUGGAGCAAUUGUGUCUGGCUCUGCUGGAGCGAGUGCAAACGGAAAACCCUUCGUGGCGUGAAUCUGGCAUCGCCUUCAUCUCAUCCGUUACGCGGCUCCUCGAACGGCUGCUCGACUACCGUAGCGUGAUGCAGGGCGACGAGAACCGCGACAAACGGAUGACCUGCACGGUGAACUUGCUCAACUUCUACAACGACGAAAUAAACCGGAAGGAGAUGUACGUCCGGUACAUCUACAAACUGCUCGAUCUGCACCUGGGCGCCGAGAACUACAUCGAGGCCGGGCUAACACUGAAACUAUACUCCGACAUGCUGUCGUGGGACAGUGAACACGUUUCGGACGAUUCGAAUGGUCCGCGCGAGUGGGAACAGAAGGAGAAAAUCUAUAAAAAUAUCAUCAGCUAUUUCGACAAGGGAAAGUGCUGGGAGAAGGGCAUCCCCCUGUGUAAGGAGCUGGCCAUGUUCUACGAGCGCAAACGCUUCGACUACAACCGGCUGAGCGAUGUGCUGGUGCAGGAGGCCAAAUUCUUUCAAAACAUUCUCACCCAACUGCGACCGGAGCCGGAGUACUUUCGGGUUGGUUACUACGGAACCGGCUUUCCAUCGUUUGUUAGGAACAAGCAAUUCAUCUACCGCGGGCUGGAGUACGAGCGGAUCGGUGCGUUCAUCCAGCGACUGCAAACCGAGUUCCCGACCGCGCAGAUCCUGGACAAGAAGCAGUACCCACCGGACAGCUCGAUUCUGAACUCGCCCGAACAGCGGUUCCACGUCGUGAACGUGCGUCCGAUCGCCGACCCGUACCACCUGAAGAGUGCCAAGGUGACCGUGCCGGAGAAAAUCUCCAAAUACUACGAGGUGAACGAUGUGACGCGCUUCCAGUACGAUCGGCCCGUUCACAAGGGCACCGUCGACAAGGACAACGAGUUUAAGUCUCUCUGGAUCGUACGGACGAUCUAUGAAACGGCCCAGCCACUGCCGGGCAUACUGCGUUGGUUUGAGGUUAGCAAGACCUCGGUGCACGAACUAACGCCGGUCGAGUUUGCGUGCGAAACCAUCGCCAACGUCAACAAAGAACUGUCCGAUCUGAUCGUCCAGUAUCGGCUCGAUCCGAAGCGUAAUCUGAACCCGUUCACGAUGCGCCUGCAGGGUUCGGUCGAUGCGAACGUCAACGGUGGUUUCAGCAAGUACCAGGAUGCGUUCUUUUCCGAGCGAUUCGCCAAAUCGACCGAGGGGCGCGAUCAGAGUGUUCACGUGCAGCGCCUGAAGCGACUCAUCUUCGAGCAGAUGCAGAUUUUGCGGCAGGCACUCGAGCUUCACCGUAGUCUCGCCUCGGACCAGGUGCUACCGUUGCACAACCGUCUGUCGGAAGCGUUCCUCGAGCUGGAGAAGGCCACGUCCGAGUGGAAGACGAACAUUAACAUUCCGACCAAACCGCUGCCACCGCUUCCGAUCGGUCAACCGGUCACAUCCGGUACGCCGAUCGGUGGGCAACCACUCAGUGGCAAGCUGUCGACGAACGGGCAGGAACCGGCGUACUUCCCGGAGGACUACGAUGGAACGUACAUGUCGGUGAACAAAAAGGCACUCUCGCUGUCCGGCAUCAUACCGAUGGCUGCGCUCACUUCUUCACCCGUACCGCAGAUUCCGCCGCGCGACAGCAUGGGAGCCACCGGGGGGGUUGGAUCCCCGACGGCACCUCCGUUGCCCCCGCGUGGCCACACACCCGACAAGCGGAGCUCCAAUCCGAUGCCAUUCACCGAAUACGUCGAGCAGCAGCAGGCACAGCAACAGCAAAGCCUCCCCGGCAAGGGUCGACCGAAGAAGUACUCGUUGUACGAGAUAUCGUUCAACGACAGUGGCAACUACGGCAGUCCGCGCAGUUUGAGUGAGUUCAAGAGUGCUUUCAAUCGCGAUUCCGGUAUCUCCACCAGCACGCAGGAGUUGAACAAUUUGAACGGUGGUGGUUCCACGGUGGGCGCUCCGGUUCCGGUCCAGACUCCACAGCAGCAACAUUACCACCAGCCAGUAGCCAUCGACGGUGUAGGGUCGCACGAGGAGUACAAUAUUGUGGCUAAUGGAAACACGCAACCGAACCGGGGUCACCAGAAAACGAACUCUAACCCGGAAGCGUACCAAGCCAUAACGAUGGGUGGCGGUGGAGCUAUCGGACAACCGCCGCCGCCACCGAUUCCACCGAAAUCGACCAUGCUGCAUCAUCAGCACUCGAUGCCGGCGGUGAUGGUGGCCGCCAGUAGCAACAGCCUCAACAACAAUACCACUCACUACGCAUCAGCGCACCACCAUCAUCCCGUCCACCACCACCAGCGCAACCAGUCGCUUAAUCUGAGCACCAACAGCUCUUCCGACGGGGAGCAGCUGAGCCUGAACGACAUCAGUCCGGCUCCGCCACCGUUUAACGAUAACUUUAGCGAUUCCUUCAGCGACGAGUGCGACAAUCCGCAGGCCAAAGUCGUAGCUCCGGUUCCGCCACCGCAAGCACACAGUCCCCGGAGCAUGGUGGGCACUGCGAGUGCGGGUUUUCUACUAAACGGUGGCAGCGGUAGCGGUGCGGGGUCAGAAAUCCUUGAGAUGGGCUCGAUCACAACGACCACCACGACGACCACAAUCAUUUCGCUGCGGCGCGACGAUGAGGACGAGAUUUUCUAUUGAAAAACGAACGCGCGAGGCAACCACAGCAG
Molecule: messenger RNA, 6179 nt
Organism: Anopheles bellator
Lineage: Eukaryota; Metazoa; Arthropoda; Insecta; Diptera; Culicidae
Gene: spg
Product: dedicator of cytokinesis protein 3
Exons: 11
Coding region: 1-6150 (2049 amino acids)
Biological process (GO): small GTPase-mediated signal transduction
Cellular component (GO): cytoplasm; plasma membrane
Molecular function (GO): small GTPase binding; guanyl-nucleotide exchange factor activity
Source: RefSeq, a predicted model, not a curated record